Messenger RNA from Cladocopium goreaui, 1525 nucleotides. NCBI's taxonomy places the organism in Eukaryota, Dinophyceae, Suessiales, Symbiodiniaceae. The record is from the annotation of a GenBank genome assembly.
GAGCUCGAUGGCUACGGUCUUAUGGCGGAGCCACUCUUGCUGAAGUGAUAGUUGCUGCUACACCAAACCCAGCUCCUUUCCCAGAUGGCUAAGCAGCGCCGCCUCAUUGGUCUCAUGGUUUCCUUGGCGCUACUUCUUCGGGGACUGGAACCACUUUUCUUCUGGCUUCCCAAGGGUUGGGCACGGCAAGAGCCGCAGCAGCCGCAGCAGCCGCAGCAGCCGCAGCCGCAGCCGCAGCCGCAGCACUCGGAACCAAAAUGGGUUUCCCUUGUCGGACCUUCGGGUGUGGGGAAAUUGACGACCAUCAACGAGCUCAUGGGGCUUCGUCCUGCCACUUCAGCUGAUGAGGAGCUGAAACCAGACCACGGGCCGCGUGUGAGCUCUGCAUUUGAGUCGUGUACCUCGAGAGUGCUGUCGAAAGGGCCAGCGAACGUGACAUUUGACUUUAAUCAAACCAAAUGGGAAAUGUGUUUGAACGUGAGUGACACUCCAGGAAUUCCAGACACGAAUGGAAGGGGAGUGAGUUUUCUUGAUGCUUUCAUGAAGCAUGCCAAAGAGAACCCAUUGAAUGGUGUGGUUCUUAUGAUCGAUGCUAGCAGCAGGCUCACGCAAGAACUUCAGUAUGCUCUGCUGGCUUUGAGGGAAUGUUUCAAUGGCUUGCUCUCAGAGACGAGGCUGAUUCUCUACAUCAACAAGCUUCCAAAUAGCUUCAGUCUCAAACAGCAGGGCAUCCGACGCAAUGAGGAGCAAGCAUAUGAACGGGAAAAGAAGGCAACGGAGGUCGCCCAUUUUGUUGCCAACAUUCUAUUUGGCCCUGGAAAGGCUGGAGAGUUUCGAAACUAUGUCAAGAAUGAACAGGGUUCAGAUGACGGUGUUGAAGGGCUCAAAUUCUUGAUUUCUCAGUUACCAGCAGCACGUAUGGACUCCUCCCAGUUCCGUACUUGGACAGAGAAGAAGAAGUACUAUGAGGACUUGAAGAACGGCGUGCUGGACAGAGAGCAAUGUAUGCAAGAACUUCGCAAGCGGAAAGAGGGCAGAAAGGAGGAGAUCAAACAAAGCCUUCCCGCAACAUUCAAGGAAUUUCACAAGUUGGACUGGUGGUGGGGCAAGAGGUCCAAUCAGUUCCUGCAUUUUAUUGGUGCCCAGGAGGACAGUUUCGAGACAAAAAAGUGGCGGCUCGAGAACAAGAUCUCAGAGUUGAUGCAAGAACAACGGAACGUCGAUACCGAGAUUCGCGGGCUAAGGGAAAACCUGGAUGGAGCUAUCAAAGAGGAGAAGCAGAGGUGCCAAAAGCUCUUGAAGGAGUUCACAGAGUUGGAGAGUCAGAUCGGUCGAACACUUGACUUGCAAUCUGCCUAGUCACUCCUAGUCCUUGAAAGAAGAUGAAAGGAGAGGGAAGGUGCGGAUUUUUUGAUCUCAGCAUGAGUCAUGCGCAAGUUUUGACCGCGAUUUCUUGCUGCCCGACAUGUAUUGGUAGUACUUGUCGUGCAGUGUCGCCACAGUGCAAGCGCAAGACUUGGAAAAA